CAAGUAUUCCUUUAAAGGCAUAUUUAAAGCCCCGGCGUCAGUUGCGGGAGAAGCGGCGAACCGAGCGCGGCCGAGCGACUGUCCGAGCGCGCAGCGGGCGAAUGAGGACGAAGAGGGAACAGCCGACACGACCCGACACGACCCGGCGAGGUACGACUUCAGGGCUUAAGACUGCAGCCUGGACCAAAACGACAACAACAUCUCCGCAACAUUUAUGAAGCUUUCAAGGCCUUUUGAUUGAUCAGCCAAUCGAUGGGGAUUUUCAGAGGAGCUCCACCCACCGUCACUGCCUGCCCUGCUACCCCCUCCCCCUGCGCCCCCACCCACUCCGUCAUCCAGCCCUCCAUACAAACAAUGACUCUGGAACUCACUGAAUGGUCUUCCAUAUGGAUUUUUACUGCUUGUAAUAGACAGUAAGAAAAAGAGGAAGAAAACCUCAAUGACAAAAAAGCCAUAAACACACGCACACACACACACACACACACACACACACACACACACACACACACACACACACGCAUACAUACACACAAACACACCUCUUGCGAACAAAAACACUACAUGCCAAUUAAAUCUUACAGAGGUUUCCAGGCAUGUUCUCACAAACCUGACACACUCACAAAGAAGCAAACCCACAACUCACUCUUGGAAUGUACCGCACUCUCUACCUGUGAAAAUUCUACUGUUUCCUUUACUUUUGGGAUUUUCUGCAAGCAUUUGGAAGGCUGAAUUUGUUUUUUGGGGUAUUUUUUUCCCACUCUGAGGGGAAAACAGGGCGGCACAAAGAGGGUUAAUAACGUCUUGAAUUUGAAGUGUUUUUGGACAAAUGAUUGCUGAUUGACUCUUUUGAUUUCUUUACUUUAGUAGAUCUGGAAAUUGAGAUUCUUGCUAGAAUUAUAGAUUAAUAGUCUAGUUUCCUAAGGCUUUAAAUUUCUUUAGAUUAAUUUUGCCUAAUGGGACACGAUCUGUUACAGUCUUUUUGUUUUCAUUCGAGUGGUAUUUCGCACUCUAUCAGUUAUUAAACACCUGCAAUCUGUAGCCUGCAAAGAUUGAAAUUUAGUUACAACUAGUUUUUAAAGUAAGUUUGUGGAAGCAGGGAAGUGGUAUUGUUUUUUUCUUUGGUAGAGACAGGUAAUUAUUCUCAGACUUUUCAGUGUGCUAGAAGGGGUGCGCUUGUUUUCCUGUUGCGUGCAUGCCCUCCACCAUGCCUCCCCAGAACACAGAGGCUGACGCCAUGCAGGUCGAAUCUCUGGUGGGCGGGGCCAACGACAAAAACUCUACAACAUCAGGGUUGGACGAGGAGAAAGGAGGAGCAGGAGGCGAGGCGGAUGGAUCGGGAGUAGGAAGAGGAGGACGUGGUGGUGGUGGCGAGGAGUUAGCGAGCGAAGCAUCAAUAGAAGGCAUUCCUCUGAAGAGAUGGGUGAUGCACGGAGCCGUGAUGUUCGGCCGGGAGUUCUGCUAUGCCAUGGAGACGGCGCUGGUGACACCUGUACUGCUGCAGAUAGGUCUUCCAGAGCAGUACUACAGCCUGACAUGGUUCCUCAGUCCAGUUCUCGGCCUCAUGUUCACCCCUCUGAUCGGCUCGGCCAGCGACCGCUGCACCCUGCGAUGGGGCAGGAGGAGACCCUUCAUCCUGGCUCUCUGUAUAGGCACGCUGUUGGGAGUGGCUCUGUUUCUGAAUGGAUCGCUGAUAGGUCUGUCCCUAGGUGACGAGCUGGGAAGACAACCGAUCGGCAUUGUUCUCACCGUGCUGGGAGUCGUGGUGUUGGACUUUAGUGCGGACGCCACAGAGGGACCAAUCCGAGCGUAUUUACUAGACGUGGCGGACACAGAGGAACAAGACAUGGCGCUCAACAUCCACGCUGCGUCAGCAGGUCUUGGCGGUGCAGUCGGCUACGCUCUCGGAGGUUUAGACUGGACACACACCUUCCUCGGAGUAGUCUUCAAGUCUCAAGAGCAGAUCCUGUUCGUCUUUGCCGCCAUCCUCUUCUCUUUCUCCGUGGUGUUACAUCUCUUCAGCAUCGAGGAGCAGCAAUACUCUCCCCAACAUGACAGGCUGGACCAGGAGAGUCCAGAUCCCACCAACCAACAACUAGCGGCCAAUGGCAGGACUGGACUUCUUGCUCCCAAGUUGGAAAUGAUUGGAGAGGAUGAAACGAUGGACAGCUAUGACCUCUACGACCCCUAUGAAGAUGACCAGUCAGAGCGGGGAGAUACGGACAUGGACUUUCUAGAGGUGGAGCUUGUUAGAAGUAAAAGUGACAGUGUUCUCGCCAUGGCGGACUGCACUCUUGACCACCUGGACCACGAAGCAUUGUUCUUGUGCCACAUCGAGCCGUCCAUCUUCGCUGACCGCCUCUCGCCCUAUCAUGGCUCGCCACCUACGGCUUCCUCCUUCUUCAACACCAAUCACAGCACUCCCCCUCCCAGGUUCGCCAACAUCAGACGCAGCAGCAGCACAGGAAGCCAGGACCUGCUCCGCUCCCAGAACAACAACCACCAAACAAACACUCUCACCCCAAGGAUUUCCCGCCUCUCGGCUUUCUUACAAGAAAUGGAGAACGAUGACGGACAGGAGGCGCUGCUCAACAACCAGCUCAAUGAGCAGCGGACACUGAACGGGCGGCUGUUAGCCGGUGUAACUAACGCGGAUGGAAAUAACAUUAACAGCCUGAGCUCUAAAGGUCAAGCCCAUCGUGCUGGAAUGGUCAAAGCUGCCAGCACAGGAGCUCCAACGAAGCAGACACGCUACCGUCACACCUUCUACCGCCAGCCGUCCUGCACCUUCUCUUACUACGGCCGAGUGGGGAGCCACCGUUACCGCUACCGCCGGGCCAACGCCGCUUUUCUCAUCAAGUCGUCCCGCAGCAUGAACGACCUAUACGAAGUGGAGGCCAGACAUCGGAGGAGGAGCAGACAGAGGAACAGGCACCGAAGUGGAAACACCAACUCUUCCAGCGGAGAUACAGAGAGCGAAGAGGGCGAGGUCGAGACCACUGUGCGGCUGCUGUGGCUCUCCAUGCUGAAGAUGCCUCCGGAGCUGCUGCGACUGUGCGCCUGUCACCUGCUCACCUGGUUCUCCAUCAUCGCUGAGGCCGUCUUCUUCACCGACUUCAUGGGACAAGUCAUCUACCAUGGAGAUCCCACCGCUCCUACUAACUCUACUUUGCUGGAGAAUUAUCACAAAGGAGUACAGAUGGGUUGUUGGGGACUGGUUAUAUAUGCCAUGACUGCUGCUACUUGCUCAGCUCUCCUUCAGAAGUACCUCGACAACUUUGACCUGAGCAUUAAGGUCAUCUACAUCCUGGGCACGCUUGGAUUCUCCAUAGGAACUGCUAUCAUGGCCAUCUUCCCUAAUGUGUAUGUCUCCAUGGUGAUGAUCAGUAGCAUGGGCAUCAUCUCCAUGAGUAUCUCGUACUGUCCAUAUGCACUGCUGGGACAGUAUCAUGAAAUGAAAGAGUACAUCGAACACAGUCCUGGUAACUCCCGGAGAGGCUUUGGCAUUGACUGUGCAAUCUUAUCGUGCCAGGUGUACAUCAGUCAGAUCUUGGUGGCCUCAGGUCUGGGUGCAGUGGUGGAAGCUGUGGGCAGCGUCCGUGUUAUUCCCCUGAUGGCCUCUGGGGGCUCCCUCCUUGGAUUCUUCACUGCAUGCUUUUUGGUCAUUUACCCAUCGCCGAAUCACGGGGACGGGGAAUCAGCCAAAGCUUCGGAGAAACGGGCCUUGACGACGCUGGAAAAUCCCAAGAGCAGCGAAGCGGCUGUAGCCGUGGUGAUCGAGAAACCAAGCUUCCUGAAACUCAACAAGGAGGGCAAGGCCACGACCACCACCUCUUCCUGUCACACAGAAAAUGAAUCUGCCCUGUGAAAUCGCUAUCUAAGUUGACAGAUAUUUUGCUGCGGACACAACUGAAUUCACUUUUAUCCUCAAUGCUGUUGGAAGAGACGUAUGGAUGACGCACCGUCCCCGCUGCACUGGAGUUUACAGACAUGAGGAGGAGAGAGGAGGGCGGCCGGUGAACUUUCAGCGUUUGCUCUUGCUUUUUCGGAGUGUCUUGAUUUGCUGCAGAAAACAACUCAAUCUGGCGUGGGACCAGUGUCAGACCAGACCGACUUCCCUUACAAAAAAUAAUCGUUCUGGUCCCAGCGCUGUCUCUUCAGCUGUUCUCAAAUUCCUUCCACUUAACCCUCACGUCACCCAGAAGUGACUAAUCCACCGGUCGUGGUCUUAGAGCAACACUAUGUAACGUUAGCCGAGCAACAGUGGCCUCUGCCGCUCGUCGCUAAAUCUGUCGGGCCCCCGAGUCUGAGUUUAGUCACGUACAGCAAACAAGGCCCAUCAUUCUCCGACUGCAACUGCAUAGGCCCACUCGCUGAAUGGGGUUUACUCCUCAUGAUUCCAAGCUUCCCAAACCGUAAGUGCUGCCAUCGUGAUUAAUGCCAAACUCGUGGUUGGAAUUCUUGAAGUCGCUGACCGUCGUUCAGUCAGGCACUUGCACCCACUCAUCAAAGUUACAUAGUGCGACGCGAGGCGUUCGGGAUGCAGUGAGUGAAAAUGAGAGAGGCACCGUUCUCUUUAUUACAAGUCGGUGAACCAUCAAAAUGAUUUUGACGCUGUUAUUUUAAUGUAAAAACAUAGUUGCAUAAUGUUGCUUUAAGAAGAGGUUUUCUCUGUCUCUCAGGGCCUCUAGGAGGUGCUACUGAGCAGCCGCCUGGAAAAGGAAACUUCAGGGGAUUCACAUAAACACUAACUCUCCUACACACACAAACACACAAGCACCUCUUCAUCUGAAACGGAUGAACACCUGAACAUUAGUCUUCAAAGCUGCAAACAUUUAAAAAAAAUUGUUCUUCCUCGCUGUGGAAUUGAUCGAAUACUUGCCUCGUGGUGUGGACACUUCAUCGACAGGAGUCUGACUUUGUUCACCAAAAUAAACACACUUGGCUUCGCAGGACCUCCACAGCGCUCGGCGACGGUAGCUUUAAGACUUUAAGAGACUUCUGGAAGUGGCAUUUAUGAAACCAAGAGCCCGAAGCCGGGGCUCCCGAUCCCCCAAGUUGAUUGAAGUAGUGCUACAAUCUUUAAUUCAGCUUUCACUCCAGGAAAGCAAAGAUGACGAUAUUUGAGAGGCUCCGCUGAUGAGCGUACAAUAAAACAGUGCAGAUGUUUACGGAGGGAAAUUCCAGGAAGGACAGAGCAAAGAUGCAAUAUGUGCAGCAUACAGGGCAUUACAAUCCAAAAUACUGUUUUCAUGAUCAACAGAUGAUCAAUGAUGAUGACGAUGAUGCUUCUGUUUAUUAUGGAUGAUCAGGCUAACCUACAUGCUGCAUGUUAGAGGAGACAAACCAAACAGCAGAGUUGUACUUUCUCUCCUUUUAUUUGCUUCCUUUUCUUUUUUUUAAUUUAGAAAAUGCUGUUAACACAAUGUUUGUCACUAACUGCACAUUAGCUGAGCCAUCGUUGACGAGAGUCGCAGCGUUUCGCUAGAAAAGCAUCCUCUCGGAGACGUUUGGGGCGUUGGAUUUGCUCGUCUCAGGUGGCCAGCAGGACGGAGUUUCCUGACACGCUUCUGUUCCAGUGGAUCCAGUGACUGUACCAGUAAUGACCGGUGUCCGGAAUGGGACACGCGCAUAUUAGAAUGGAUCCUGUUGGGUGUUUUUUAUUUUUUAUUUGAUUUGAAAGAAGAAAAAUCUUGAUCAUCAGGUUUCUGGGGCCCAUGUGACGUAAGAGAGAGAUAAUAAAAACAACAUUAGGCUUGUUUGCUUGGGCCUCGAUGGAGGAUUGUGGUCCUGCUAUAGCUGCGUUGGUUCCACAGAAGACGGUCGAUUAGCUCAUAAUUACUUCUGUGUGUUGCACGGUGAGCUGGACUUCAACAGAGCGAGGGAUUAGAGGCUGGAGAAAUUUCAUAAAAAGUGCUUUGUUGUUGAGAGUUCGAUGAGACGAUUAAUACCGCUCUCGUGUCUUUAUGGUGAACAUGAAGCAAUACAGUCAGCAACUCUGUCCAAAGAUAACAAGGUCCGUCUACUGACACCUGUUUUGUUUUGGUGCAUGUUGAAUGAAUCUAAAUCUAAUUGCGCGUUAAUUAAUGACAAUAGCUUUGGCUGGUAGGCAGAUGUUCUUACCUUCGGGCAGAGCCAGGUUGGCUGUUUCCAACCUGCUUCCACUCUCAAUGCGAAGCUAAGCUAUUAGGCUGCUGAUUUCUGCUUCGUAUUUACUGUGGAGAUUGUAAGCGUAGUUCCCAAAAUGAUAAACGGAAAAAUUGGCGCUGAAACUGUCAUGAAUUUGGAAAUGCUCCCCCUUCCUUUGGGCUGAUUCAAAAUAAGCCAAUGGUCCCAAUGAGUCCAUGUCAAUGUAAUAAUGUAGUUAAGUAAAAUAGCCAGUUUUUAGAGCUACAACUUUUCUUUAUGGUUAAAAAAAGAAGUCAUAAUUUCUGGAGUCGAACAGCUUCAGUUUGCUUCCCUAAAUCCGAAACCGUAAAAUGGCUGCAUCUGCUGUUUAUUGAGGGCAAGUAGCAGCGAUGUGAUGGUGGAUGAGGAAGUAAAAAACUGCUGAGUUUAGCCUUACUUUGACCUCGCUGACAUCAGUCCACAGGGGUGCGACCGAUGGGCUAGUCACACGCAGAGGGGAUACAUGCAAUAAUCUCUUAACAGUACUUGAGUGUAGACCCUUGAGGUUAAACAAUCUUAAUCUUUGGAAUGUUUCACUAGCCAACGAUGCUGGGCGUGUGGAAGUAAACUUGAUGCUAGAGGGGCGUUAGGUGUUUGUUUUCUGACAAAUCAGAAUGUUUGUUGCAUUGUGGGCCUCUGUCGAUCAGCCGGGUGGAGACUGUGUGCGGUUUGUGCGGGCAGAGCAGGGUUGUUCGUUCCAGGUGAUCUUCCUGCCUUGGGUUUGGGUAUCGAUUGGAAUCGAAGUGUAAAUUGCCGUUGGGUUCAUUAACUAACGAGAGAACAUUUUAUUGAGAGUGUAUUAAAGAAUUUAGUGGAGAAGCAAAAUGGUGGUUUCAGAAUAGAAUUUAAUGAUUGUAUUUUUUUUUUCCACUCGGGUGGGUGUUGUUGCAGAGUUUAACCCUGAUUUCUUUUUUACAAAUUAGAUUCCUUCCAUAAAUUCAGGUACAUUCAGUCAGUCCCAGAGCAGAGUAGAGAAGAGAAGGAAUAGUUUUGCUUCCCGGGUCGACCCUGCUCUUGCUGUGGUUCUGGGACAACAACAAAUACAAGCAGGGAUGGGACGGGGACAAAAGACGAGCAGGUGCAGGUGCCAUGGUUUCGCGCGGCUUCUGUUACCUAUAGGGCAAUAAAACGUGUAUUUAAAAAAAAAAAAAAUGGACACACAAGUCCACAUUUUAUGGACAAACAUGAAGAUUAGAAGAAAAGAAAAAACCUUGGGUUUGGGAGCUUUGCAUGCGACAACAGCGACAAUGCAUGCGUGAAACACCAAAGUAUGACUCUGUAAAAAGAAAAACUCAAUCUCUUUUCUUUAUUGUCCUAUUAGGUCAGGGAUGUAUUUUCUAAUGCAUGUCUGGAUGUCUGUGUUUUUCUUUUUGUUUUGAACCUAAAUGUGUUUUUUAAAAAAAAAGAAAAAGCCCGACAUGUACUCUGAAGCAUUGUGCUCGGUGUGGGUCAGUACACUCUAAACAAGCAUGUGACCUUUUUACAUUAUUGCACAUUUAUGAGUAAAGUUUCAGACGGCACUCGUCUUGUUGCUUUUCAACACAACACACGCGGACGGAAGGUGUUGGCGAGACGUGUGUCGUCCUGACGCUCCCUUGUUAAAAGUGUAAGCGGGGAAACUCCAAGCCGUGAAUACGGCAACUUGAGUGCUUCUGUUCCAAUGCAGUGGAAAGUUAUUGAUUUUGUUUUAUUAUUAUGACGUUUUUUUGAGCGGGUGGGUUGUUCUUAAAAUCCCAAGCCUUCUAACUGUUGACUCUGGAAUGUUCAGGCGGCACGGCCUCUCGCUCGGCCUGCUGGGAGAUUGAGUUCUUUACCUUUGAUUCCAUCUGGUGACUUAAAGAUUUUUUUCUUUUUUAAAAGUCAAUGAAUGUGAGUUGAUUUCAGCCGAAAUCAUUUUUGUUUUGAUUUCAGACGACGCCGGGGGGGUUGUUGGUCUGACAUUGCACAGAACUUGCACAUAAUAAGUUAAAAACUAAACGAAAACAGUUGAAUCGUGUUGUAUAAGAAAGACAAAAAUAACUGUGGAUAUUUAUUUUGUUUUUUAGUUUUCUUAUCUAUAAAGGUCACUUUUCACUUAGUUUCCAAAAAGAGUAAAUUAAAGCUAUUUUAUUUGCUGUUACAGAAGCGCACGGAAUAAUGUGUGUGUGCGCGUGCGUGUUAGUGUGAGCAGUCGAAGCAAGGGUGUGUUAUGAUAUGUCAUCUCAGUGUUUGUACUUUGAUUCUUGUUCUCUGUUCUCUGCGAUCACCUGGUUUACACUUAACUCUGGAAUCAAUGGCUGCAAUACCGGAGGUUACUUACGAGUCUGUUCGUCUCUGUUCUGGGGUUUUAACUCCACUAGAAAAUGUCUUUUUUUAUUUUUUAAAAUGUUUCUGUUCUUUAAACUUCUGGCAGGGCCACACACACACACACACACACACACACACACACACACACACACACACACACACACACACACUAUAGUUUGACCUUUGCACUUUUUCAGUGGCAGCCACCAUCCUGAUCACUGAACAAAUGUGGCGAUUGUGGUGACACUGUUUCAUAUUCCCAGCCAGCAGAUGUCAGUGGCAGCAGCGUGGCGGCCAUGCAUUUAGUCCAACCUGGUCGAACUGUGUGUGUGUGUGUGUGUGUGUGUGUGUGUGUGUGUGUGUGUGUGUGUGUGUGUGUGUGUGUGUGUGUGUGUGUGUGUGUGUGUGUGUGUGUGUGUGUGUGUGUGUGUGUGUGUGUGUGUGUGUGUGUGUGUGUGUGUGUGUGUGUGUGUGUGUGUGUGUGUGUGUGUGGCUCUGUCUCUAGUAAACUGUGUUAAUGAUGGAGGAGACGGAUGCCUAUAUACUUUGAACUUCACAGAGAUUAAAUCAAGAAAAAUACUUAAAGAAUGGGAAAGCAAGUAUGCGCAGUGUACUAUAUAUAUAUUAUGCCUUGUUAAUCUGAAAAAAAAGAUGUAAAUAUACAUAUUUCUCUUUUAGUUUCUUCUUUUUUGCUGCUAUGAAAAAGAUGAUUAUUUUUGUUAGUAGUUUUGUUUUCUAUAUAAAGACUGUAUAUAAAUAUAUAUAUAUCUAUAUAUAUAUAUAUAUCUUGUGUUCUGUAAAUAUGCUUGAGCCUUCAUAUGUAGGACUCUGGAUGAACACUGUAUGGAACUCACCUCUUAAAUCUGUUCAGAAGUUAA
Molecule: messenger RNA, 9329 nt
Organism: Scophthalmus maximus (turbot)
Lineage: Eukaryota; Metazoa; Chordata; Actinopteri; Pleuronectiformes; Scophthalmidae
Product: solute carrier family 45 member 4
Exons: 16
Coding region: 1193-3865 (890 amino acids)
Biological process (GO): transmembrane transport
Cellular component (GO): membrane
Molecular function (GO): sucrose:proton symporter activity
Source: RefSeq, a predicted model, not a curated record